Messenger RNA from Tarenaya hassleriana, 441 nucleotides. RefSeq lists its product as uncharacterized. NCBI's taxonomy places the organism in Eukaryota, Viridiplantae, Streptophyta, Magnoliopsida, Brassicales, Cleomaceae. Bases 1 to 441 code for a protein of 146 amino acids. The record is from RefSeq and is a predicted model, not a curated record. The transcript has a single exon.
AUGGCUCCAGCAGCAUUCCUGAUAAACCAUUGUAUCAUUGUGGAUGAUGAAAAUGAAUUAUGGUUUGUUCUAAAUGGUGUGCCCAUUAGAUACUCCAUAGUUGAACACGCUCUCAUAUUCGGAUUGAAAUGCGGUGAGUAUCCGGCUGGUUGGGAAUAUAUGAGGAAAAUGCAGUUUAGAGUGAAGACUUUUGGAAAUCGAAAGGUGUCUAAGGAGAGUGUGAUAAGACAUCUCGAGAAGACGCCAAAUCAAAGGGCUGUUGAUAGGAAGAAACUGACUGUUAUCAUGUUGCUCAGAGAAAUACUAGAUCAUGACACCACAGAUGAAUUUAUAAACCAUGAUUUGGUGGACAUGGUGGAUGAUUUGGCUUUCUGUGAGAGAUUUCCAUGGGGACGCUACACAUUUGAUAGAAUAAUUGAUCAAGUUAGAAAGAGCUUCUGA